This is a messenger RNA of Morone saxatilis (striped sea-bass), 2159 nucleotides long. RefSeq names its product phosphatidylinositol 4-kinase, catalytic, beta (gene pi4kb). Gene Ontology annotation, cellular component: cytoplasm; membrane. Gene Ontology annotation, molecular function: 1-phosphatidylinositol 4-kinase activity. The record is from RefSeq and is a predicted model, not a curated record. Lineage: Eukaryota; Metazoa; Chordata; Actinopteri; Moronidae. Gene Ontology annotation, biological process: phosphatidylinositol phosphate biosynthetic process; phosphatidylinositol-mediated signaling. Bases 1 to 1902 code for a protein of 633 amino acids. The transcript has 9 exons.
AUGACCCGAGUGGUGACGACGACCUGCGAACGACCCGGAAGGAAAACGUCUCACGAAACUCUUAAAUUCGCUGAAACGCGAGUGGAGUCUGUGAUCGACCCUGAAGUAGCGCUGAAAGCUUGCCAGGAAGUUCUGCUCAAGGUCAAACUGCAGAACAGGGAAGUGCCUGAACAGCAACAACUUGACAAUAAACAGGACGAUCCGCAACAACAACAACAACAACAACAACAACACUACCCUGAAGUAGAGUGCUCCAGUCCACAGUGGCACAUCAGCCCGGACACCAGCUCCAUCAAAGAAGAAGAUGAGGAUGAGGAGGAGGGGAAGGAUGGAGAGAGACAAGGCGGUACUUCCCAACAGGACCGACGUCCUUCAGCGCGUCCCGAGUCGUCUUUACUGCCGUCGGCGGCGGCGGCGUCGUCAUCUAAACAGUCGUGGCUGCUGCGCCUGUUUGAGUCGAAGCUGUUCGACGUCUCCAUGGCGAUCUCCUACCUGUACAAGUCGAAGGAGCCGGGGGUGCAGGCGUACAUCGGGAACCGCCUCUUCAGCUUCCUCGACAGCGAGGUGGACUUCUACCUGCCGCAGCUGCUCAACAUGUACGUGCACAUGGACACCGAGGUGGGAGACGCCAUCAGACCGUACCUGAUCCACCGGUGCAGAGGAAGUAUAACCUUCUCUCUGCUGACUGCGUGGCUGUUGGGAGCUUACUCGUCUGACAUGCACAUCUCCACCCAGCGUCACUCCAGAGGCACCAAACUCAGAAAACUCAUCCUGUCCGACGAACUCAAACCUUCCGCGUCUCCAUCUGAGGCUCCCAGAGCGGUUUCAGCCUCCGACAGCCCGGCGUCCUCACCGUCCCACCGCCGCUGCCACCGGCGGCACAACAGCAGCAACAUGGACUCCUCGCCCUCUUUCUCCACUGCUGGCCCCGCCCCAGACAGCCCCGUACCGGGGGACGCCGAAGUGUUUGCCUCCCCGUCCAGGAGGACCCACCAGAGAUCCAAGUCAGACGCCACCGUGGCGAGCAGCGGACCCGGUUCUGGCCUCCGGAGGACGGGAAGUAACCCGAAAGUGGAAGCUGUCCAUGAGGAGGUAAGGACCAGAGGCUUUUAUUCUGUUGGGGUGACACCAGGAAGGGAAGGGUGGAGUAAUACAGUGACCGAGGACCUGCUGGCCUAUCAGGUCCUCCGACAGCUGCAGUCGAUCUGGACGCAGGAGCGAGUUCCUCUGUGGAUCAAACCCUAUAAGAUCCUGGUGAUGUCAUCAGACAGCGGUAUGAUCGAGCCCGUCCUCAACGCCGUCUCUCUGCACCAGGUGCGUAAACAGAGCCAGCUGUCUCUGCUCGACUACUUCCUGCAGGAACACGGCAGCUUCACCACCGAGGCGUUCCUCACCGCUCAGAGGAACUUCGUCCAGAGCUGCGCCGGGUACAGUCUCAUCUGUUACCUGCUGCAGGUCAAAGACAGACACAACGGGAACAUCCUGCUGGACUCUGAAGGUCACAUCAUCCACAUCGACUUCGGCUUCAUCCUGUCCAGCUCUCCUCGCAACCUCGGCUUCGAGACGUCCGCCUUCAAACUCACCUCAGAGUUCGUCGACGUGAUGGGCGGUCUGGACGGAGACAUGUUUAUCUACUAUAAGAUGUUGAUGCUUCAGGGUCUGAUAGCAGCCAGGAAGCACAUGGACAGAGUGCUGCAGAUAGUGGAGAUCAUGCAGCAAGGCUCCCACCUGCCGUGUUUCCAUGGCUCCAGCACCAUCCGCGGUCUGAAGGAGCGGUUCCACAUGUCUCUGACGGAGGAGCAGCUGCAGCUGUUGGUUGAGCAGCUGGUUGACGGAUCGAUGCGAUCAAUAACCACCAAACUGUACGACUCCUUCCAGUACGUCACCAACGGCAUCAUGUGACCGCCACCGCCACCGCUCUGAGGGAUCCUCGUCAACCUCCGCUCUGUUUUCAUCUCGUCCGUCUGAACUCGGGUCGGACUCUUUCUGAUCUGGGGAUCUGGCGUUCGCGGGCAGCUGGGACAGUACAGACUUUGGUUGAUCCUGAGACACGUUUAAAGACUUAUGGAUCCGUUCUGAAGGUAAACGAUUUGCUGAUAAACGUAUCGAGUCCUGAUUAGAAUUUUCAGACAAAAACAUUUAAAGAACAAAAAAAAAAA